AAUUUCCUUCCUCCUUUCACUUGCUCUCUCGCUUCACCAGAGAGACGUUAAUGGCGGAGACAGUAGCUCUUCCGCGCCCCUCUAUUUUCCUCAGCUUCUCAAACCCACGCGCGUGGCGAUUCCAAAAGCCUAAAUCUUCCCCAUCAUCUGGCUCUUAUCUCCUCUAUUCCUCACGCUCUACAGUGAAGCUAAUCCCCCUGAAUCUCCGGAGAUUCCGCUACAAAAUCUUUGCCGUCGCGGAGGAAGAGGGAAGAUAUGGACGGCGGGAAAGGGGGAAGAGAGGGAGGAAAAGACGGCAGCUUUGGGAAGAAUUAUUGGAGGAUAAUGUUGAAGAUGACGAUGAUGAUGGCGGUGGUGGUGAUGAUAGUGGUAAAAUUGAUUUAUGGAAGAUCUUAGAGGAGAUUGUAGACAAUGUCUGGAUACUAAAGGCAUUCAAGUCGUAUGGAUAUCUCCUCCCCUUCAUCCUCUUAUCGCUGUUUUUCAGCACCGGGCCCAAAGCUUUCCUCAUAUCACUAGGUGUAGCGAUCGGACCAUCACUGUUGUUUUUAGCGUUCCAGAAGUUAAUUGGUUGGGAUAAACGUAGACGAGCAUCAUCUAUGGGAAAUCAAUUUGGGUUAGAGAUGGAAGAGGAGAGGAGGAGCAGAGUUAGGUACAGACCGUCUCAGGUCAGAAACAGUGUCAACGAACCCCGUGGUUCAGCUGGAAUGGCUUCUAACUUUGGUGGGUGGGACGAGUUAGAAGAGCCCGGAACCGUUCCCGAGCAGCCAAGAAGCGAACCGAAGAGGAAACCGAUGAAGAAGAGGAAGAAAAUAAGAAGAGAAGAUACAGCAGCACAACCAUUAUUGUUGAGAUUGUUGGUGUCUUUGUUUCCAUUCUUGAGCUCUUACACAAACAUGCUCAAAUAAAAUAAAACCAAACAAACAAUCCUCUAAACAGAAACAAACUAAUUUUUAAAUAAACCAAACCAGACCGGUUAAGUAUAGCUGAAAAAG
This is a messenger RNA of Eruca vesicaria subsp. sativa (arugula), 992 nucleotides long. NCBI's taxonomy places the organism in Eukaryota, Viridiplantae, Streptophyta, Magnoliopsida, Brassicales, Brassicaceae. The record is from the annotation of a GenBank genome assembly.